AUGUGUUUCUUUUUCUUCAAAUAUUUCUCAUUCAGACCUUCAUACCAGUACUUAAGGCAUUUAUUAGUCUUCAUUUAUGCCAUCGAGGAGAUUAACACGAACAAUGAGGUUCUACCAAACAUCACAUUGGGAUUCCAGAUCUACGAUGCUUGUUCGAGUCAGGUUAUGGCAUUGAUGAGUACAUUUAACAUCUUAUCAGAACAAGAAGAACCAGCCCCAAAUUUUAUUUGUGACAGGAAACCCAAGACGGUGGCAAUGAUUGGACAUUUGCUUUCAUCUGUAACCAACACUAUUGCCGAGGUUUCUCAGCUCUACAACUAUCCUCAGCUAAACUACUAUUUGAAAAACGUGCAUUUAAAACCUGAAUCCGGAGAAGACUUCUUCUUUGAUGAAAACGGAAACCCCCCUGAGAUAUUUGAUAUCUUAAACUGGAAUAUCUACAACAACGGAACAAUAAUCAAAACUCGAAUUGGUAGCUUCAAGUCUUCUACUACAAAUCUCGUGAUUAAUGGCAGUCAAAUUAAAUGGGAGUCUCAUUUUAAGGAGACCCCCUCAUCAACGUGCAGCGAGACAUGUUCUUCAGGCAACAGGAAAGCACAACAUUUGGGAAGACCAUCUUGUUGCUUUGACUGCGUUCCUUGUUCCGAAGGGGAAAUAACUAACUCAGCAAAUAUGGAGACCUGUCUGAAGUGCCCCGACGAUCAAUGGUCUAAUCCCGAGAGAAACCUCUGUAUCCUGAAAGCUAUUGACUUCUUAUCCUAUGGAGAACCACUAGGAGCCACAUUGUCGGCUUCUGCGUCCAUCUUGUUUCUACUGACUGCAGCUGUGUUCUUUGUCUUUGUAAAGCUCAGGAACACUGCCAUCGUCAGAGCCAACAAUCGGAACCUCAGUUACAUCCUUCUGAUAUCGCUCAUGUUUUCGUUCCUCUGUUCGUUUUUAUUUCUAGGCCGUCCGACGAUGGGGACCUGCCUGGUUAGACAAGCAGCUUUCGGGUUAAACUUUUCUGUUGCGAUUUCUUCUAUCCUGGGGAAAACAAUCGCUGUAGUCAUUGCUUUCAACGCGACAAAACCCAAUAGCAUGUUUAGGAAAUGCUUGAAGUGCAAAAUAUCUAUUUGGCUAGUUCCCCUUUGCUCCUUAGGAGAACUCAUAAUAUGUAUCAUCUGGUUGCUUUAUUCUCCACCAUUUGUAGACUUUGAUACUACAACAAUACCAGGCACAAUUGUCAUGCAUUGUAACGAAGGAUCCAUUGUUGCUUUUUAUACAGUAGUAGCUUACAUUGGGGCCUUGGCAUUUUUUAGUUUUCUUCUCGCUUUCAUGGUCCGUAAAUUACCAGAUACAUUCAACGAGGCUCAGUUUAUAACAUUCAGCAUGCUGGUUUUCUGCAGCGUUUGGGUCACUUUUAUCCCUGCGUAUCUCAGCUCAAAAGGGAAGCAUGUCGUAGCUGUGGAAAUAUUUACCAUUUUGGCCUCCACAGCGGGCUUGUUGUUUUUUAUAUUUGCCCCUAAGUGUUAUAUUGUGGUUCUGAAGCCUGAACGCAAUACAACAUCUUGGCCAAAUCAAGGUCAUCAUAGUUUUUCCAAAUUAAAAUUUUAUUGA
Spea bombifrons (plains spadefoot toad) is the source of this 1596-nucleotide messenger RNA. Its product is annotated as vomeronasal type-2 receptor 26-like. Gene Ontology annotation, cellular component: membrane. Gene Ontology annotation, molecular function: G protein-coupled receptor activity. Lineage: Eukaryota; Metazoa; Chordata; Amphibia; Anura; Pelobatidae. Gene Ontology annotation, biological process: G protein-coupled receptor signaling pathway. Bases 1 to 1596 code for a protein of 531 amino acids. The transcript is spliced from 5 exons. The record is from RefSeq and is a predicted model, not a curated record.